This is a messenger RNA of Dioscorea cayenensis subsp. rotundata (Guinea yam), 1551 nucleotides long. RefSeq names its product transcription factor SPEECHLESS. Gene Ontology annotation, biological process: guard cell differentiation; positive regulation of DNA-templated transcription; stomatal complex development. Lineage: Eukaryota; Viridiplantae; Streptophyta; Magnoliopsida; Dioscoreales; Dioscoreaceae. Bases 242 to 1285 code for a protein of 347 amino acids. The transcript is spliced from 3 exons. The record is from RefSeq and is a predicted model, not a curated record. Gene Ontology annotation, cellular component: nucleus. Gene Ontology annotation, molecular function: protein dimerization activity; DNA-binding transcription factor activity.
UCACACUCCUCUCUUAGUUUUUCCUUCAACUAACAUUGUCUCCAUUUGCUUCCCUUAUUUACUCCUCUCCUUCCAACUUGCUUCCUUCCCAACGGUCCUUUCCCCUUCCUUUCCAAUCAAUCAAACUUUCAUUCAUUCAUUCAUGCAUGCAUGCAUGAAUUGAAAACUUAGUCUUUUCUAUCAUUUGAUCAUUCACACCUUUCCAUUCAAGAAAUUAAAACAAAAAAAAUAUUUAGUCAACAUGCCUGAAAGCUUAUCAGACCUCUUCAAUGACACACAAGACUUCAGUUCCGGUGGCUUGAGUGGCGCUGCCUCACCAGAGAAUCUCUUCACACUGCUUGAGAAUCUUGAUGACUAUUAUGCUACCACUAAAGAUUCCACCACUCUUCUUCCUUUCACUCCAUUUGAAGACACUGACUUGAGCAGUCCUACUACAGAUCUUGAUCAUGAACCACCUUCUCAAGUUUCCAACAAAGCCGGCAAUAUUCGAUCUCUUGAAGUACCUGAAACCGAUGAAGAUGAAGCAUCGCUUGCUCGAAAGAAGCUCAAGUUCUCAAACACAGUCACAGUUGAUGGCAUGAAUAGGAUGUCACACAUCACGGUUGAGCGAAACCGACGAAAACAAAUGAACGAUAAUCUCUCGGUUCUUCGAUCUCUCAUGCCGUGUUUCUAUGUCAAGAGAGGAGAUCAAGCAUCAAUAAUUGGAGGAGUUGUGGAUUACAUCAAGGAGUUGCAGCAAGUGUUGCAGAGUUUAGAGGCAAAGAAACAAAGGAAGGUAUACAAUGAAGUGUUAAGUCCUAGGCCAGUUUCAAGUCCAAGGCCAUCACAAUUGAGUCCUAGACCACCACCACCACCACCACCAGUGAGUCCAAGAGUGAGCUUGCCUAUAAGUCCAAGAACACCACAACCAACCAGCCCAUACAAGCCAAGGAUGCAGUAUUCAUGCCUUAAUCCCACUCUUGUCUUACCUUCUCUUGACUCAUCUUCCUCAUUAGAACCAUCCAUGGAACUUGCUGCUAAUUCUAAGUCCCCGGUGGCCGACGUUGAGGUGAAGUUCUCCGGCCCCAACGUGCUUUUAAAGACGGUAUCUCAUCGUAUUCCCGGCCAACCUUUGAAGAUCAUCACUGCUCUUGAGGGCCUUGCACUUGAAAUCCUCCAUGUUAGCAUCAGUGCCAUUGAUGAUCAUACCAUGCUCAACUCCUUCACCAUCAAGAUUGGAAUUGAGUGUGAGCUUAGUGCUGAAGAACUGGCUCAAGAGAUUCAGCAAACAUUCUCACAAAACUAAGGAAUGGAGGAGCACUGGUAGUAUUAACCCUAACACUUCAUCUUGGCUUGCUCUCUUUUUCCACUGCUUCAAUGGCAAAAGUUGCAGUAACAUAGAGAAUGUUGGGAGGCACCUCAAAUCAAGUCCAACUCUACUUAAUUUUCAUGAUGUAUUACUAGAUUAGUUCUAGAUUUUUUUUUUUUUUAAUGUUUUACUUGUAAUUUUUCACUUUAUUUCACUCUUUAAUGUCAAAUUAUGUUCUUGCAUGAUUAAUAUUGUGUUUUAUG